Messenger RNA from Tauraco erythrolophus (red-crested turaco), 1916 nucleotides. The record is from RefSeq and is a predicted model, not a curated record. NCBI's taxonomy places the organism in Eukaryota, Metazoa, Chordata, Aves, Musophagiformes, Musophagidae.
AUGAGUUUCAAAGAACAAGAAGGAGCUGAGUAUGACAUAAAUCGAAACACAAGCGGAAUACAAAAGAGCGAUGGUAAUGGAAGGAAACAGCAGUCUGUGGACAAAUACUUCAGCCUAAGGUACAAUCCUAAUUGGAAGAACACAAGAGAGGCAGCAAAAUUUGCCGAGGCAGAAAAAACACGUCAAAUUGCUGGAGGAAACAGUGUGGACUUUCCACAAGAUUCGUUUUACCUCCAUUCCAGUGACUCCCCAGAAGAAAAUAAUCAACAGAAGGCAAAGUCACAAGAUUCAUUCUCAGCAGUUGGUACAGAAUUACUAAACUUUCAUAAACGAAAUGCCGUGGUCAGCAAUGAGCCUUUUAGGCUCCAUACCAAGGGGAAGGCAUCUGCAGAUGGCUGUCAUUUCAAAGGCAGUCCCAGUACAUACAGCAAGGCUUUUUCUCUUCGGAUUCAACAAGAUCAGCCACAAAGAGCAAAAAAAGACUUUGUGGAAAAAAAUAAACGGACUUUAGGAUUAUGUUCAGAGAAGAUAAAUUCCUAUCUUCAAUUACACAAUAAAAAGCAAGGAGUUCUUCAAAAGCAGGUUGCAGAUCCUAAAACUGUUGAUGAGGAACCAGUUCAGAGUGUCCUACCGUUCCAGACCGGGAAAAUGAAGCCUGAAGACAGAUGGCACCUGAAAUCACAGCAGCUCAAGGAUCAUCAAAAUAAGUUGUCCCAGAAAAAUAAAAGAAAACCCAACCAGAGUCUCAAAAGGAGAACUUUCCAAAGGAAUGAUAACCAACAACUGACAGGAAUACCAGCAGAACCAAAGUCUUGGCACCACAGGCACAACCAAAUACCAGAACUUCAGCCUGGUCCCAUGCUGCCAGUGGAGCAAGACAACAGCAGCACACUGCAGAAAUGGCUGUAUCCAAGUCCUCAUCUUGGCCCUGACACUAAUACAGCAGCAAAUUCAGAUACUUACUUGAAUAAUUUCCCAAAUUCAAGACAUUUUGAGAAAAAGAAAUAUGAGCAUGUUUCUCCAAAUGGACAUCUACAUGACCAGCAACAUUUAUACAACCGUGCCACUGUGCUUUUUGCAAGAGAUAACAGUACCAAUGGUCAAGCACAUCCCAAUCAGAGGAAUAUUUCGUCUGCUUUUAAUGCCAAUUCUCAAGAAUUGAUGAAGGAACAAGUACCACUUCAGGAUUGCAAAAGACAUAUUUAUGCAGAUAAAAGGCUUUCUCAAUCUUCUUUUCACAGUUUACCAACAGCCCCUUGUGCAACCUUCCAAUCAACACAAACAGUGGAGCCACAUCACCAAGAAAUCACUUGUUUGACAGAAGCUCACUUAGCUGACAGGCACUUGUUCAGCCAACUUCCAGCUGUAAUCCCAGAAGGAGGAAGUGGUUCAGAGGUAGAUCCAGAGAGGGGUGAAGGAAAUCAAGAGAAAAUGAGCCAAAGCAACUCAGAAAGAUCUCUCAUGCAAAUGGAAAAGCAAAAACAGCCUAAAGUCAGCAAGAAGCCACGUAGCUCAAAAACCUACAUAAACGUGAAUGUGAAGCUUGGAGGCCUUGGUCCUGACUAUGAAGCAGUCAAAGAGAAAAAAGAGAAGUUAAGGCAACAAAAAGAAUAUGCAAAGAAAGUUAAGGAACACAAUAUGAAAAGUGUUGCUUCAGUUCAGAGGUUACCUACAAAGCCCCAGGUCCAAUCUUCAGUUUCAAGACAGAAGGCACUGGAAUAUGCUAAGAAGAUUCCUAGACCAAAGAUUUACACAGCAAGACAAUCAGAGGAAGAGGCAAAAGAGAAAAAAGUUCUGCCACAGACUUUAAAUGGUGACCAUUUACCUCAAAUUGCAUCCUUGGAAGCUUUGCAAAGUAGGCAUGAGAAGGAGAAGCAAGUUGUAGCUGCUUUCAAAACCCUUCAUAUCUUACAAGU